Messenger RNA from Syngnathus acus (greater pipefish), 2447 nucleotides. It is a transcript of the gene utp4, whose product is annotated as UTP4 small subunit processome component. The transcript has 16 exons. The record is from RefSeq and is a predicted model, not a curated record. Gene Ontology annotation, cellular component: t-UTP complex; 90S preribosome; small-subunit processome. The coding region runs from base 256 to 2310 and encodes 684 amino acids. NCBI's taxonomy places the organism in Eukaryota, Metazoa, Chordata, Actinopteri, Syngnathiformes, Syngnathidae. Gene Ontology annotation, molecular function: RNA binding; protein binding. Gene Ontology annotation, biological process: maturation of SSU-rRNA from tricistronic rRNA transcript (SSU-rRNA, 5.8S rRNA, LSU-rRNA).
UGUUCAUUUCCGGGUCAGAUGUUCCUAACGUGGCUGCCCAUGUUUUCCAGCGUGUGUCAAAGUUGUGUGAAUCUUUAUUAUAACGUGAGAACUCGUAAUCUUCAACGUGUUCUUCCGGCCAACUUUCACGCGCUUAUUUUUUUCCCCACGUGUUAGCUGUUUAACUCGCUAGCACGUAGCGAAAGCACGUGUUUGCCAGGCUCCCCCCUACUCGUGUAGGAGCUACCUGAGCGUGGCUUUUCCCUUUCGAACAAAAUGGGUGAGUUUAAGGUGCACCGGGUUCGUUUCUUCGACUACAUGCCCAGCGCUAUCCGAGCCAUGGCGUUCAAUAGCCGCACUGAGAGGCUUGCAGUGGCCCGGGCUGACGGGACUGUGGAGGUCUUUAACUUCACUGACCACUACUUCCAAGAGAAGGUGAUUCCUGGUCAGGAUAACGCCGGCAUUGAGGCUCUGUGCUGGGUGGGUCAGCGUCUCUUCAGUGCUGGCUUGCGUGGGGAGAUCACAGAAUAUGACCUCGAGAACUUGCAGCCCAUGUACACUGUGGAUGCCUAUGGGGGACCGAUCUGGGCCAUCAGCUGCAACAGCAAGGGAACCCUGCUGGCUGUUGGCUGUGAAGAUGGGACAGUGAAGAUAUUUGAAAUACUCGAGGGCAAGAUUCACUUUCAGACAAACUUCAAUAGGCAGAAAAGUCGUGUCAUCAGUCUUUGCUGGCAUCCCUCUGGCACGCAGUUGGCCGCAGGCAUGAUGGACAUGAUCCGAAUAUUUGAUGUUGAGACUGGUCAGAGCUUGCACAGAAUGCUUGUUGAUAGAGCUGCGCAAGCAUCCAAAACCAAGGAGGUGGUGGUUUGGAGCAUGGUCUUCUUAUCUAAUCACACUGUCAUCAGUGGUGAUUCUGCUGGAAAGGUCCAGAUAUGGGACGGAAUUACAGGAACACUCGUCCGCACUCACCUCCUCGCCAAGUGUGACGUGCUUUCGCUUUCUGUAUCCGAGGAUGAAAACAGCCUAGUAGCAGGAACGUCAGAAGGCACUGUUGCCCAAUUCGAAUUUAUUUCCCGCUCCUUCAACCACGAAGAUAAGGACUGGGUCCGAACCAGAACCUUUAAACACCAUUCACAUGACGUGGGGGCACUGGUUCACACCGAGACUGCUGUUGUAUCUGGAGGUAUGGAUACACAGCUGAUAAUUCAUCCCUUGCUGCACAAUGUGGAGAAGAAUACACAAGAGUCGGCUCAGCGUAAAAUAAUUUUCCCUCAUAGGAGUUUGGUGUCUUGUGCCAAGAAGUCUGGACUGCUGCUCUUCCAGUUCCCUGAUCAUCUUGAGCUGUGGAGACUAGGGGAGAGUGAGGGGCAUGGAAAGCCUGGUGAUAGUCUACCUUUGAAGAGGAAACCAGAGAAACUGCUUCAUCUGAAGAGGAAGGGCGAAGAUAAUAUUUGGUGCAGUGCUCUGUCUCCAUGCGGAGAGUGGCUGGCAUACUCGACUCUCUCCAGCGUUCGUCUGUACAGGCUACAGGUCCUCAACAACAUCAGCAUUACAAAGGUUUCUAAAAUACCCAAGAUCCUUCACUCAGCCCAGCAGCUCUGCUUUUCCUCGGAUUCCUCCAAACUCUUUGCAUCCUGCAGCUUGUCAUCAGUUGUUGUGGUCUCCCUCAGCCAGUCAGAGUGCAAAUACAUCCAUACCCUUAAACCUCAGCCAGGUUCCCCACAGGCAGUCCACCUGUUGAAUGCGAGUGACGAUGGCAAAUGGCUGGUUACAGCCAAUACAGGCUGUGAGAUCCACGUUUACAACCUUCAAAAGCUCAAGCUUCACUGCACGCUGCCGGUGUACAGUUCCUGUCCUACCGCCUUGGCCAUCCACCCAACCACUGGAAACCUCGUCACAGUGCAUGCUGACCGGCAGAUAUUUGAGUUCUCUCUAGUACAAAAGGAAUACACCGAUUGGAGUCGCAAGCUGCAGAAUCAUGGGCUGCACCCUCUGUGGCUGCAGAGGGACACGCCCAUCACCCACGUCUCCUUCAACCCCAAGAACUCGGCUCAUAUUCUUCUGCGCGAUGCAUUUAUGUUCUGCAUCAUUGACAAGAGCCUGCCCCUUCCUAAAGCAAAGUGGCAACUCUCCAAUCAGAUGGCACUAAGGAGUCUUCCCGCAUUAGAGAGGACGGAAUACAGCCAUUCGUUCAAGAUUUGCAAAACCUUUCAGCCUCUUUUGAGUUUGUCUCUGCUGGAUGACCAGUCCUUAGUUGUGGUUGAGCGCCCCCUGUCGGACAUCCAGUCUCAGCUGCCUGCACCUGUACGACGGAAAACGUUUGCCACCUAAACAAAAGCACGCAAAUACAGCUUUUCACCGACUUGUCAGCAUAGAUAUCAGAAGGUUGUUGCUGGAGCACAUCCAAAAAACAGCCGGUUAUCAUUUUGUAAAACCAUUUUGAUAAAUUAACACAAUUAUUACCAUUA